CCUCCCCCUCAGCUCAUCUGCGCGUCGAAACACACAGACAAACACACACGGCCGGAGAGACCAGAAAGAAACGCCAGAAACGGGCCAGACAAAGAUGAGAGAAGCCGAUAUCGACUCUAAUGUAAACCAUGGCAGACUCGACUGAGAGAUAGACAGAUAGAGGAGAGGAAAGGGGGAGGGGUGAACACACACAGACAGAGAGAGAGAGAGAGAAAGAGACAUGGCCCUCUUACACGUCUCUGCAGUGAAGCUGCACCUCCUGCACUGAAGAUCAUGCUGGAUAAGAGCGAGGUGUCGACUCUCGGGCUGCCGCCGUCCGCGAGCCAUGGCGGGUCCGACGGGAACAUCAGCGUGGAGGCGGGACUGGACGGCGAGGUCCAGAGAACGCGCGCGGCGCUGGAACAUUUGCAGCAGAAGAUCCUGAAGAUCACCGAGCAGAUCCGCGUGGAACAGGAGGCGCGCGACGCUAACGUAGCCGAAUAUCUCAAACUCGCCCACAACGCGGACAAACUGCAGGCGUCGCGCAUCAAACAAGUGUUUGAAAAGAAGAACCAGAAGUCUGCGCAGACCAUCGCACACCUGCACAAGAAACUCGAGCACUACCAUAAGAAACUCAAAGAGAUCGAACAGAAUGGUCCGGCGCGGCAUCCCAAAGACGUCUUCCGGGACAUGCAUCAGGGGCUGAAGGACGUGGGCGCGAACAUGCGCGCGGGAAUCAGCGGGUUCGGAGGAGGCAUGGUCGAAGGAAUGAAGGGCGGAGUCUCGGCGCUCACGCACACCGCAGUCGUCUCGAAACCACGAGAGUUCGCCAGCCUCAUCCGCAACAAGUUCGGGAGCGCUGAUAACAUUGCCCACAUGAAGGACAGUCUGGAGGACGGGCACCCGGAAGAGACACCGCGAGCUCUGAGCGGAAGCGCUACGCUAGUCUCCAGCCCCAAAUACGGCAGCGACGACGAGUGCUCGAGUGCAACGUCCGGGUCCCCGGCCGGGAGUAACUCUGGUGGGGCCGGUGGGCCGAUGUCUGGGAUGGGAGCCACCAUGGGGAGCCCUCGGCUCGACGGGCAUCACCACCACCAUCACCACCACCACUCGUCGUCUUCCUCGUGGGAUGCGCUGCUGGAAGGCCUGCAGGAGAUCAAAGUCGGCCAGGUGCACAUGGAGGACGCCAUCGAGGACAUGAAAGCGCAGCUGCAAAGCGACUACGGCUACAUGACGCAGUGUUUGCAAGAGGAGCGAUACAGAUAUGAGCGUCUGGAAGAGCAACUGAAUGACCUGACGGAACUUCACCAGAAUGAAAUGAGCAAUCUGAAGCAGGAGCUGGCCAGCAUGGAGGAGAAGGUGGCGUAUCAGUCGUACGAGAGAGCGCGAGACAUCCAGGAGGCCGUAGAGUCGUGUCUCACCCGCAUUACCAAACUGGAGCUGCAGCAGCAACAGCAGCAGGUGGUUCAGCUGGAGGGCGUGGAGAACGCAAACGCUCGAGCCCUGCUGGGAAAACUCAUCAACGUCAUCCUGGCCCUGAUGGCGGUGCUGCUGGUGUUCGUCUCCACCAUGGCCAACUUCAUCACGCCCCUCAUGAAGACGCGCGCUCGGGUCGGCGCAACCCUCGCCCUGGCGCUCUUCCUGGUCACACUGUGGAAACACUGGGAUUGGCUUGAGCUCUGUCUGCUCCCCAGCUGAAAGAGACGAACAAAAUACACCGAACUUAAAUUCUAACUGUGACGCAUCCCUCCCAUCGUACCAGAGCUUGAAGGAUGUAUGAGAAAGAUUCAGUAAGGAGAUACACCAUGGUCUACAUGGCUCUACAUUCCCGGUCUUUUCCUUCUGAAUGAGUUUCUUUCCUGUUUUAGACCACUGAGCUCAUUUUUGCUUUAAAGGGAUAGUUCACCCAAAAAU
This is a messenger RNA of Pimephales promelas (fathead minnow), 1893 nucleotides long. RefSeq names its product transmembrane and coiled-coil domain family 2 (gene tmcc2). NCBI's taxonomy places the organism in Eukaryota, Metazoa, Chordata, Actinopteri, Cypriniformes, Leuciscidae. Gene Ontology annotation, cellular component: endomembrane system. Gene Ontology annotation, biological process: amyloid precursor protein metabolic process. The record is from RefSeq and is a predicted model, not a curated record.